UAUCUGAUGACUGUUUCAGAUAGUGCGCGACAGAAAGUUAGGGAACCCUCCCCCGUAAUGGCUGUCCGACCUGUGCCUCAUAUCGACCAAGUUCAACGCCUUACCCAUGCCAGGAAACAUCCAGUGGGCCCGCACAUGCCUGAAAGAGAGGAAAAUACAAACAAUGUAUUUAGGAAGAACUAUGCAUCAGUGGGUCCAGUUGAGAAUGAUAAUAGUUUUCAGUCUAGCAAAUCUUCAACAACAAUGGCGAAAGAGGUAUAUAGGCAGCGAGAGGCCACUGAUUGGACAACGCUUGAAGGACACCAGGUAAACAAACAAACAACAAAUAAAUCGCCCCGGAAACAUCGGAUAUUUGCACCCCGUUUGCCAAGUAUGUCCCUUCUAAGCCCUACUGAAUCAACCAAGAAGAGGUGGCACUUACAAAACGUUAAUAAGAAUAACAGAAAUACGAACGAUAGAGAUCAACUUAUUUCGCCUAUAGGAGUCAAGUCUCAUCGUUAUACACCAUAUGAUCAACCGUCAAAACCUUAUGAUUUGAUAGAAUAUCCAUUGACAAAGAGGGUCAUUGAUCAAUCUCGAGAUGAAAGGUCGUCUUCUAAAUUGUCAAAUACUGCAAAGAAACCAGACGAUAGAAUGAUCAAACAAGCGCCACCUGCUCAGCGUUCUUUAUGUCGAAAGCCAUCUGUUAAAUCCUUUCGAAGUCCGAAAGUAUCUACGUCUAGACGCACGUCACAAGGAAGUUCGUCUGCAAGUUCAAGGCCGCAUAUGAAAGCAUUUCAUAACAACAAAACCAAGUCUGUGAAAGAAGUAGUGUCAGAUGUUCCAUAUAAAACUAAGUCGGGACAUUACACAAGCGUAAGAUUAAGUAAAGAACCCAAUAUACUCCCUAAUUGUUCAAGAAAAACAUCCGUCAACAAGUCAAAAUCAAAACCGCCAGUUACUGGGAUUGUGAAAAAGCCUCCACAAAAUUUAGCAAGAAAACCUUCAAUUAAAAAUAAAGUGGAAAAGACAUGUCCAAGAUCUGGCACCGGAAGUAUUUCUAGCAGACGACCAGCAAACGAAUUUCAAUUUUCAAGCCAUGGUACUUCUCCAUGUGACAGUAGAGAAAAGAAAGGUGGCUAUCCACACAUUCACUAUGAGCAUUCAAGCAACAGCAGACGUAGGCCAAGUGUUGUGUCAACGAAAGUAAGGAAACACAGUUUAGCGUCACCAAAUUCUCCAGAAAAUACAUAUGGGAGAAACUCCAGAUUAAGUCGACCAGUUAAGAGAGGUGAUGUCUCUCCGCAGACGACUUCAUUAUGCUCCUCUCUCAAGCUUCUAGAAGAGUUUGACUAUGUCAAGAAACGUUUGAAACAGAUCCAAAUACAGAAACGAGAGUAUAAGGAAGCAAUUCGUGAACUUGAGCAGGAAGAAGUUAGACUUGAGUAUCUCCUCAGUCACGUGCAGCAACAAUCGACUCGUGCAUUGAACAAGGGACCAUUGGAAAGAGGCACCUCACAAGGAAGACCCGUGUAGAAGGUUGGCAUUCACAUUGAACACAAAGCCGGAGGAGUACAGACUCUUUGUUGUGUGUUUGUAAUAUUUUGCAUGUUUUGGACUAGCCGCUAAAUUGUUGCCAUAUUUUGUUUUGAAAUUAAAAAAAGUUCUUUCAUUUUUAGUCAGUAUUCAGUUAGAUCAGAUCAGUGAUAUAUUCAAAUCGACUCGUUUUGUACUGCACAAAUUUGAUGUAAUGACUGUGUACUACCACUGACAAAAUGGCUGUUUUGUAAACAGUCAGCUGUACUGCAUGGCAUUUAAUUAUGAAUGUGGCUCUAUAUGCAAACUUAACUAAUAUAUAUUGUAAAGUUAAAUACAUUUAAUGUGGAUUUUAUACAUUUGAAGUAAAUAUCUAAACAUAAUACAUUUUUGUGGUAGAUGGUCAUUUAUAAUCAUAAUCACAUAAUACCAACUGCAUGAUCGUAUACUGAUUUGAGAUGUUUAGUAUUGCAGUCUUC
This is a messenger RNA of Mercenaria mercenaria, 1994 nucleotides long. RefSeq lists its product as uncharacterized. The record is from RefSeq and is a predicted model, not a curated record. The transcript is spliced from 4 exons. NCBI's taxonomy places the organism in Eukaryota, Metazoa, Mollusca, Bivalvia, Venerida, Veneridae. The coding region runs from base 7 to 1515 and encodes 502 amino acids.